Gongylonema pulchrum is the source of this 555-nucleotide messenger RNA. The record is from the annotation of a GenBank genome assembly. Lineage: Eukaryota; Metazoa; Nematoda; Chromadorea; Rhabditida; Gongylonematidae.
AUGUGCCUUAUUAAUUUUUUUAGCUCAUUAAAAGCAGCAAUACUAUUUACAGGGGAAUUAACCGAAGCGCCAUACUUACGCUUUACAAAAACGCCUAAAGACGUUGAAGUGGUUGCUGGUGAAAAAUUUGGGCUGAAGUGCGAAGCGAUUGGCGUUCCUCCACCAAUCAUUGAAUGGUCUUUUUUUUUUUUGAAUUUACUUGGAGGAACUCAUCAAAAAAGGAAAAGAGGGAGGGAGCGCGCAGAAACGAGUGAUGACCCCUUAAGACCGCUGCAUGUUAUUGCGACUGUUCUGAGUAACUACUUGCUUGCACAAUGUGGUUUGAUAUACAACAGUGAUGUAGUUCAGCCGAUCAAGGAAAUGAACACGAUAGAAAAACUGUACAACAGUGGGAUUACGACAAUACAAAAUUCUGUGACUGCGUCGAAGUUACUUAUUCCAUGUGCUAGCCGAGAGCACAGUGGUGAUUAUAAAUGCCUAGCAAGCAACGGUCAUCAGAAGCUGGAAGCAGCAGUAACGGUUACCGUCGGUCAGUGGAAGGCCAUUUGCUUCUGA